Molecule: messenger RNA, 2718 nt
Organism: Panonychus citri (citrus red mite)
Lineage: Eukaryota; Metazoa; Arthropoda; Arachnida; Trombidiformes; Tetranychidae
Product: pyrethroid hydrolase Ces2a-like
Exons: 7
Coding region: 501-2420 (639 amino acids)
Cellular component (GO): tricellular tight junction; septate junction; cell surface
Source: RefSeq, a predicted model, not a curated record
UUAAAUAUGAUUAGUUUGAUGAUAACGAUGAUCAACUAAAUCGGAAAUAAUGAUGAUAAUGAUUAGCUUGAUUGUUGUGGUAUUGCUCAUAGUGAACUUAAUAAUUUAGCUUGAUUGUUUAAUAACAAUUUGCCUCUUCACUUUCUUUUGCUCAAUUAAUUAACCAACUUGGUGAUUCUAAACAACAACAAUGAUCAACAUCCGUUUUCAAGCAAUAUAAACUAAAUCAAAUAAAAUUGUAGUGUAACCAUUAAAUUUGAAUUAGUUGAUAAAAUGUUAGUCAAUUGUUAACAUGAAAGGACAUGAUAAACCAAAUACUGGAUCAGUGUAACAAUUAACUUUCAACUGUUAACAACUUUUUUUGUUCAAGUGAUAAAAUAAGUUUUUGCUAUUUCAUAAUUGUUUCAAUUGAUAUAACAAUUUAAUUUAACAAUAAUCAAUAAAUAUAAUUGCUGAUUGUUGAUUUUAUCUUUGUGAUUGUUUGUGAUUUAAUCAUCACCAUGUUAAUUAAUAUGUUUUCUGUGGCAAUUAUUUGGAUUAUGUUCUCGUUGAUUAGUUCAACAAUUAGCUGGAGUGUUGAUGAUGGAGAUCCAAUUGUUAAUACUCGUUAUGGACAAAUUCGAGGUCGAAAAGAAUCAAUCAUCGGCUAUCAAAAUGACCUGAGGGUCACUUCAUUCAUUGGUAUUCCUUAUGCAGCUCCACCGAUUGGUGUUAGACGAUUUUCCGAUCCUAGAGAACCCGAUAAGUGGACUGGAAUCAUGGAUGCAACGAAUCGUCGGGUCAUGUGUCCUCAGGUCGAACAGCGAUUCAAGCUCGAAGUCGAUCCUCAAAUCGGUGAAUCUGAAGAUUGUCUUUACCUUAAUAUUCAAGUUCUUUCUAGGGGAUCAGCAACAGUUAACGCUCCAGUCUUGGUCUACAUCCACGGUGGGGAAUUCAAGUAUGGUGGGAAGGACUUUUACACCCUUGACAGUUUACCCCCCGGUGUUAAUAGUCUUGUCUUUGUAACAAUUAACUAUCGACUUGGACCAUUGGGUUUCCUCUCCGCUGAUUCCAAUAAUAUUCAUGGUAACUUUGCCCUUCGGGACAUGAUUAUGGCCCUUCGUUGGGUACAAUCAGAGAUCUCACAAUUUCAUGGUGACACCAAUUCCGUUGUCCUGGUGGGUCACGAUGCCGGUGCUAUUGCUGCCAAUAUGUUGAUGCUGGCGACUCACAAUACAGUUUUAUUUAAUGCUGUUGUUGCAUCGGGUGGGACUGUUUUCACCCCUUGGGCAUUUGAACAUCAGCCCGCUGUUAUUACUCGAGAUUUGUCUUAUGCGGUGGGUUGUGGUACUUCAGAUACCCUUCGAUGUCUCCGGUCUAAGUCUGUUUUUGAACUUCUUUCCGCUGCUCGAACCAAAGGUUUACACUUUAGGCCAACCAUUGAUCGUAAUCUUAGUCUACCUCUGUUCCGUGAUGAUCCCGAGAUUCAGUUGAAAAAUGGCUUCUUUACUCGAGUACCUUUUAUUGCGGGUAUUUCAGAGCAAGAAGGUGCCCUUGAUUAUUAUCGUAAUUAUCGAGCCCUCUUGGGAAUUUCGGAUAAACAGGAGAAAAUUCGCUAUUUGAUUGCCCCGUUUGUCCGUCGUUAUGCCAACCUUAACGUUCUUGCCGCAACCGCUCAUUAUCAGUACUUCCCAGAGGAAGAGGCUCGAAUGGGUCGACAAUCGGGCGAAAUGAUGUCGAGCGGUAAACAAUUAACAACCGCACAAACAGAUGAACGUCUUAUUCAGAUGCUCGGUGACUUUUUGUACAAUCUUCCCGCCGAAAAAGCGUUACUACUUCACUCAAAUUACAAUAGUCCAAGUAAAUUUUUCGUUUACGAAGAUAAAUCAUCUCGACCAACCUUUGGUAUGCUUCAGAAAAAUCUUCCAGCCGAAGUGACCAGAGAUAAGUUCAGGGCCACUCACAUGGACGAUAUCCUUUUACUAUUCAAAACCGUUUACACUUCCCAAUAUUCUGACCUUAGUCCAGGUUCAAAUAGUUUACUUUCGUGUAUUUUAGCUGCCAUUCACGAUAAAGGUUCACCUUGUAGUUGGCAUGAUUACAGGUCAACUGCCCGUUCUUACCUGAGAAUUUUAAGAACCGGCCAAGGGGCGGCCGAAAAUUUCCGCUCUGAAAGGUUAAUCGCUUUCUGGAAUCACCUUUUCUCCACCAUCGAAGCAUCAACCGUAGUUAUCCCGCCGUAUUUUCCCAUCGCUGAAUUUCAAUCCUACCAAGCGGCCACUUGGUCACUUACCGCUUUCGUGAUCAUCCUUUUGUUGAUCGCCAUUGGACUGGCUUCCGUUAUUUAUAUCUCUCGACGAAACGACAAAAGGUCACUCAAGUUAAUUCGUAAACGAAACGAGGAGUUCACCGAAAAAGGUGAUGUAGUUGAACGACUUUAAUUAAAUAAAUUGGAUCGCAAUCAUCAUCAUUAAUCAGCUGAUAACAAUCAUCUUCAUCUAAUUCAUCAACAAAUAAUCAUAAUCAUUUAAUCAUCGAAAAUUGAAUCAAAUCAUCUUGACGAUUUUUUGACAAAACUUUUUUUCUUCAUCGAAAUUUUUUUUGCUUUGUUUUUCUUUCUUUUGCCAAUUCACAAUAAUCAAAAAUCUGCCCACUAAUUGUAAUAAUUUUAUUUAAAUUAAUCAUCAUUACUAUUAACACAAUUAAUCAAUUUCUUAAUUAAAGAAUAAACUAAAAAUU